This is a messenger RNA of Aspergillus fumigatus Af293, 4932 nucleotides long. RefSeq names its product ubiquitin-protein ligase RKR1. Gene Ontology annotation, cellular component: RQC complex; cytosol. The record is from RefSeq and is a predicted model, not a curated record. Gene Ontology annotation, molecular function: ubiquitin protein ligase activity; ribosomal large subunit binding; zinc ion binding. NCBI's taxonomy places the organism in Eukaryota, Fungi, Ascomycota, Eurotiomycetes, Eurotiales, Aspergillaceae. Gene Ontology annotation, biological process: rescue of stalled cytosolic ribosome; ribosome-associated ubiquitin-dependent protein catabolic process.
AUGAGCAAAAAGUUCAAAUCGCAAGCCUCAAGCAGCCGUGCUGCUGCUGGUGCAUAUGGAUCUUUUGGUGGAUUCUCCAGUGCCUUCUCGAGUGCAGGAAGAGCCCCUUCCUCUCUCACAUAUGUCACCGCGCCACCAGAUCUGUCGCGAAUUGCGGAUGCGAAACUGGCCAUUUCUUUCAAAAACUUCCUGAAGAAGGAUGAAGUUACGAGAAUAAAAGCAUUAGAUGAGAUUAAAGAUUAUGUAUUGACCGUCGAAAGUCGUGAUGCCACUCUGGAUGACGGGUUUUUGGAUGCUUGGAUCAAGAUUUAUCCACGGGCCUCGAUUGACCUUUCCCGUAGGGUAAGGCAGACAGCUCAUUCAGCUCAAGGAUCCAUUGCCUCUGUUGUUGGCAAAAGGAUAGCCCCGUAUUUGCCUAAGGUAAUUGGGGCAUGGCUUGCAGGAUUCUACGAUAAUGACCGACCCGUGCAUCGAGCUGCCCUAGAGUCGUUCAUGCUGGUGUUCACAACCGAAGAGAAAAGAAACGGAGUAUGGAAAGUCUACCAGAGCUCAAUUCUCGACUUUGUAGAUGAUGUUAUUCUGCAACAAACUCCUCAAACUCUUAGUGAUGAAAGGACAGUGAAGCCUGAUGAUGCGGAGGCAAAGUAUGCUCGUGUAGUGGGGACAGCUCUCCUGCUAUUGAAUCGAGUCAUAGCAAAUUCAACUCACGAAGACCUCCAAAAGGAUCUGGCCACGGUAGAGAAUCUACUGAAUAGCAAAUCGAUGUGGUCCCUCUGCUUUCAUGCCGAUCCAUUUGUUCGCAAGUCCGUCUAUGUCUUGCUUAGGUCUGCUGUAGCAAAAGAACCCGAGGAGCUGGAUUGGAGGAUCAUCAGUGCAGCUCUGAUUGGCAAAUCCUUGUCCAUCAAUCAAAUGGGGUCGGCCUCCGAUCUUUCUGAAUGUUUGCUGGAAGUAACUUCAGCACGACCGCAAUUGUGGGCGGAAGAUUACUCCGGAAAGACUACGUCUUCCAAGAGACUCCUUCAAUACAUCCAGAAAGGCUCCCAGGGAGGCGUGGCCUCCUUUUGGUCAAAUCUUCGCCAACUACUGCAGAUUAUACCUGUGGAAGUGCUGGCGAAAACUGAUCCGCAGGCAUCUACUUGCCGCAUGAUUGGGCUAUCUAGUGCAACUUUGUUGACGGAAGCGUUUCAACUUGGAGUGAAUUCAAGAGAAGAGCCGCGGCAAAAUCAAGCUCUGGGUUGGAAGUCUUACAUUGAGACAGGCAUUUGGCUAACUAGUUCCCUACCCGACAGCGAUAGGGACGCUUUUCUACACACAAGGCUAUCUCCUCUAGUUACCCAGUACGUGAGAGCUGAGCAAAAUGCGCCGCAAUGGACGCUCCCGAAUCAGAAUGCCGUAGCUCUCUGCACAGAGUAUUCUGUCGCGUUAGCUAAUGGCAAUUACGGGAGCGAAUUCCAGCGGCUGUGGACCGAUUUAGCGGAUGGUCUGCUCAAAUCCGUCAAACUAUCUGCUCCAGAGCAGUCAAAGGAAUUCAGAUCGUCACAAGAUGCCGUAUGUGCGCAAGCUGAACGGCUCUUUGCUCUGGAGGCUUCAGUGCUUGCAAGUGUAGCCGACUCAGAGGCGAGAGCCUCCGUGUCCAACAUUCUUAGCAAGACAAACUUGCCACUUCUGGACAAUUGCUUGCAAGUAUUGCGCUCUCGGAAUGGCAAGCCUUAUGCUGCUGCUGCGGUCGUUGAAGAGAUGAUCCGCAACGCUGCAGAUAUUGCACAGCAAUCUCGAGAAUUGGCGGAUUUUGUUCAGAAUGAUGCCCCCGAAUUGUUGUCCUCUCCAUCGGCUGACCGCCUCGUAUCAGUCAUCUUAUCCUGCCGUUCUUGGGACGGAUUCGGCUCUAGCUUUGACACAGUGGUAGAACGAGUGGCGGAAUCCGAACCGGAGCAAUCAAAUACACAUGCUGUCCAGAAGCUACUUUCAACUCUCGAUUUCAAAGAAGUGCAUGACAAAACAGGUCUUGACUCAUUGAUCAAACGGGCUUUGGACCAAGCUUGCAGAGGUAGCCGAUUCCACUGGCCGAUUGUGAUCGCGGCACUUCAGAACCAGACAUCGCACGGCGAACUAACAGACUCGAUUUUUUUGAUUAUCGUUGAUUCAUUGUCUGAGCCAACGAAGGUUUUCGAGGCGCUGCAUGGGCUGUCUCAGAUCGCCAAAUCUGUCCCGGAUGCGCUCAGCAAAUUUCAGGCCGGAGCCCAUGGAUCGAAAUUAGCUGGAAGGCUUCUGUUUCUGGCAGAAACUUCUGACGAGGAAGUGGCCAGCCUUGCAGAGUCAGUGCUAACAGAAUUCAAAGAGAUUGGAGUCGUUGAGACGAGCGCCAAGUCGAGUUUCGAGCUCUUGCAAUACAAUUUCGAUCACGUCAAUGAGGAAUCCCUUUCGAUUGGGUCCCUGCUAAGCAUAGCAGAAGACUUACUCGGUGCCGCUGACCCGGAGGCCCGGGCCUCCAUCGCUAAAGAUAUCUUGCCCUCUCGUCAAACGUGGGAGACGGCCUUGCGGCCAUUCCUGGAGCUUCCUCCUCGCCCAUCGACAGCUAUCACAAGUCCGCUUGGCGGGACUGUUCAUUUAGUAAACCCUGAGAUAUCAGAUACACUUAAGGAACAGUACCACACUAUUCCUCGUGAUUCCAGUGGGUGUUCGUCCGCGUUUCGACUCGCAUAUUUCACCAUUCGUGUUCUUUCAUCGUUCGAUAUAAUGGGCAAUUUGUCGGCAGAGGAGCAGGAGACGCUGUUUCACUACAUACCCUUAGCUGUACAGCUGAUUGACGACGAUUUGAGCAUUGAAAAUUGCAACGGUAUUACUGGAUUAACACACUCGGACCAACGAGAAGAAUACUUGGAGAUUGUUUACGAUGGCCGCAAAGUGAUGAACCAGUGGACGGGUUCAGACGGCCGUCAGUCUGAAGCGAAUGCGACAGUCGCCUUAAGAACCCUGUCCUUCUGGCAGAACAAACUCGAAGCUCUAAACAAUACCUCUCCGACGGACUAUCGAAUUGGAGAAGCCUUUGUCAGGCUGAUGAACAGCCUCGACUCUGCUAACAAGAGUAAAUCCACAGAGGAUAUCACUAACAUCUGUAGGGAAAUGCGAAGCGCGAAUGCGAUUCGAUCGGCAUCCUGGGUGGCAGUCUUACGGGAAUCCAUUCUAGGAAAUCCGACGGGCAACCGGCUGUGCAAUGAACUGGUCGCAGACUCUACGGGCUUGAAGCCUCAAGAUGAGAAGAAGGAAGGUAGGUUGCCAAUAGGAUCAUCCCUUGGCGACUCUACUGAUGCGCUUCAAGGUCUCCGAAAACUGUCUUUGCUUAAUCUUCUUCUUGCGGGGGAAAUAAACGUGGCGUCAACCAUUCCGACUCAGCGUCUAGUCUUCCUUGUCAAGCAUCUCAUACAAUGUCUCCAGUCCAAGGACUUGCCGCUCAAUAUUCAAGCCGAGAUCAUGCAUACCCUGACCUUUGUCCUUCCUUGCCUGAAUGAGAUAUAUGGGUCUCAUUGGGAAGACUGCAUGGAAGCUCUCAGCACAGUUUGGCGCGAGACUAGCGGGGGCGAUGAAGCUCUACCCCUACUCCUUGGUUCCUUCAGACUUUUCGCAAGCCUGAGGUCAAUCGUUGCUGAAGAAGACAGCAAUGAUGAUGUCAAAGACGCCUGGUCAGAACGCAAGACAGUCCUUUUUAACGGCUUAGCCUCAACCCUUACAAAAUUCGACUACACCAUUGCUUUCCAUCAGCCCCGAGAUGUUACCGUUGAAGUGCUAUGCCGCUUGAUCAAGGUGAUGCCUGUUGAGAGCCUAGAGGACGCGAGUAGGAUAUACCAUCUCUUGACAGCUGACAGCCGAGUUAUCCAACGUGCAGCUUUUACUCUCCUGCACCGUUAUAUCCCAUCAGUGCAAGAGCAAGUCUCGUUUGAUGUGGCAUUAUCCAAAUCCGUAGUCAGGCUUCCUGAUGAGUUGAUGUCUUUGCUACUUGAAGCCCCCACGAUGGAAUCGAUCACUCUUGCGGAUGGCGAUGACAAGAUCUGGACCAGUAUAAGAUCUUACUUGCUGAGCUGGAAAGUCGUAUUUGACCACUUUGUCAACGCGUCUCUCCCGGUUCAGGAGCAAUAUGUUGCAAGUAUCAAGGACAGCGAUAGCCUUGGUCCAUUGCUAGAGUUCAUGUUUGAUUUCCUUCAGCAGCCCAACAAUAAACUGGUGGAUGCUUCGAAGUUUGACAUUCGCUCUUUUGAACCUGAUCAAUCCGAGACUCAAGAGAAAGAGACCCAAUGGCUUUUGGUCCACCUAUACUUUUUGUGUCUGAAGCACCUUGGGAAUAUGACGAAGAACUGGUGGCUGGACACAAAGAAGCGCAUAAAAGGGCCUGUCGAGGCGUGGACAGAGAGAUUUAUCUCGCCUUUGAUCAUCGAAGACUCACUCAAGGGGGUGGAUGAGUGGAUGACCACGCAGGAUCCCAACGAAGAGCGCGCGCUUUCAGUGAAGAUCUCUCCCAAGACCGCGGAGAUCAUCGCGAGCAUCCCUGUUGAUGAAGAGUCGCCCCCAGUUGCGCUGUCGAUCUCCCUUCCUCCAGCGUAUCCACUCCAGCCUGCCCUCGUCGUGGGGCGGAGCCGAGUGCUGGUCGACGAGAGGAAGUGGAAGAGCUGGCUGCUCACCAUUCAGGGUGUGAUCAUGUUCUCCAACGGCAAUCUUGUGGACGGACUGAUGGCCUUCCGCAAGAACGUGCAGGGCGCUUUGAAGGGCCAGAGCGAAUGUGCCAUCUGUUACUCGGUGAUCUCGACGGACAUGCAGACGCCGAAUAAGCGAUGCGCCACUUGCAAGAACACCUUCCAUUCGGUGUGUCUCUUCCGCUGGUUCAAGAGCAGCAACCAGAGUACCUGCCCUCUGUGCCGCAACAACUUUGUAUAUGUAUAG